This is a messenger RNA of Danio aesculapii, 3470 nucleotides long. RefSeq names its product solute carrier family 44 member 2 (gene slc44a2). Gene Ontology annotation, cellular component: membrane. NCBI's taxonomy places the organism in Eukaryota, Metazoa, Chordata, Actinopteri, Cypriniformes, Danionidae. The record is from RefSeq and is a predicted model, not a curated record. Gene Ontology annotation, molecular function: choline transmembrane transporter activity. Gene Ontology annotation, biological process: transmembrane transport; choline transport. Bases 156 to 2693 code for a protein of 845 amino acids. The transcript is spliced from 22 exons.
AAACGAAACACAUCGUCAUGUCUUGUACUGUUAUGUUCCUGCCAUACACUUCCACUGUAGAGCAGCGGAAUUACUGAUGGCCAGUUCCUCACAAGACUAAGCGACGGCGAUACUAUUCCCUCAGAGAUUUAAUUGACUUCCACAAUAUCUUUGCAAUGGAGCCAGAGGAGAAAAACCCAGAAUCUAAAUAUGGCGAGCCAAGGAAAUUUGACCCCACAUUUAAAGGCCCGAUUUAUAACAGGGGCUGCACAGACAUUCUCUGCUGUAUCCUGUUCAUCUUGGCCUUGCUGGGAUACUUUGCAGUUGGGAUUUUGGCAUGGUCUCAAGGGGACCCUCGGAAAGUGAUUUAUCCUACAGACAGCACCGGUCAGUUUUGUGGGCAGGCCGGCACCCCACUUGAGAAAAAGCCUCUGCUGUUCUACUUCAACAUCAUGAAGUGUGCAAGUCCUCUGGUCCUGCUGGAGUUUCAGUGUCCCACCACUCAGAUCUGUGUGGAGAAAUGUCCGGAUAAAUUUAUGACGUUAGUUAAUGCUUUAAAAAGCCAAAAUGAUAAAGCAUACUACGCCCAGUUCUGCAAGGAUGGGGUAGACAUGACCAAGAAUGCUCCUCUAAUCCUGAGCGAGGGCAUGUGUCCUUCAAUCCUCUUUCCUAGCAAGAACUUCACACGAAGAUGCUUGCCUGCUUUAGAGACAAUGAAAGGCGGUGUGGUUGUGAUUGGGAACGAAACUCAAUUCACUGUCGAUAAAGGAGAAGUUAUAAAUGCAACAGAGCUCCUUGAUGCAGCAAAGAAAUCCAAUGUAGUAGUCGAGGCCCGGGCAGUAGCCAUGAGGAUCUUUGAGGACUACACACAGUCCUGGCACUGGAUCCUUCUUGGUUUGGUGAUCGCUAUGCUGAUCAGUCUGAUUUUUAUUCUCCUCCUACGUUUUCUGGCUGGAGUCAUGGUCUGGGUUAUGAUUAUCAUGGUCAUCAUUGUUAUCGGAUACGGUAUUUUCCAUUGCUACAUGCAGUACGCCAGCCUAAAAGGACAGGCUGGUUCUGAUGUCACUAUCAAGGAUCUGGGUCUGCAGACGGACUUCUCUGUGUACUUACAGAUUCAGCAGACCUGGCUUGCCUUCAUGAUUAUCCUGUGUAUUGUGGAAGUGGUGAUCCUCCUCCUCCUCAUCUUCCUCAGGAAGAGGCUCCUCAUCGCUAUUGCUCUCAUCAAAGAGGCCAGCAAGGCCAUCGGUCAUGUGAUGUCAUCGCUGUUCUACCCACUGCUGACCUACGCCCUGAUGUCAUUGGUCAUCGCAUACUGGGCCAUCACCGCCGUGUUUUUGUCCACCUCCAAUGAGCCUAUAUAUAAGGUUUUCAAUACAAGUGAUUGUAUGUAUUCCAGGGACACCUGCAACCCUGCGACUUUCAACACCUCAAACGUCACCACUGAAUGUCCUGAUGCCGAGUGUCUGUUUGCUUUUUAUGGAGGAGAAACGUUAUACCACAAGUGGUUGAUUGUCUUCCAGUUCUACAAUUUAUUCCUCUUCUUCUGGUGUGUGAAUUUUGUGAUAGCGCUGGGUCAGGUCACACUGGCGGGGGCAUUUGCCUCUUAUUACUGGGCAUUCAAAAAGCCUGACGACAUGCCAGCUUUCCCUAUCUUCAACUCUUUGGGACGAGCCCUCAGGUAUCACACUGGCACUCUGGCAUUUGGCUCCCUCAUUCUUGCUAUCGUUCAAGUCAUCAGGGUCUUGCUGGAGUAUCUGGAUCAGAAGCUCAAAGGUGCCCAGAAUAAAUUUGCUAAAUUCCUGCUGAGCUGCCUGAAGUGCUGCUUCUGGUGUCUGGAGAAAUUCAUCAAGUUUAUAAACAGGAACGCCUACAUCAUGGUGGCAAUUUAUGGCAAAAAUUUCUGCACAUCUGCCAGGGAUGCAUUUUUCCUCCUGAUGAGGAACAUAAUCCGUGUGGCAGUUCUUGACAAAGUGACUGACUUCCUGUUAUUUUUGGGCAAACUCCUAAUCGUUGGUAUUGUGGGAAUUUGUUCCUUCUUCUUUUUCACUGGCAAGAUUAAGAUAGCGAAGGACGUCGCACCAGCCCUUAAUUACUACUGGGUGCCUAUAUUGACUGUGGUGUUUGGCUCCUAUCUGAUUGCUCAUGGCUUUUUUAGCGUUUAUGCCAUGUGUGUGGACACACUCUUCCUCUGUUUCUGCGAAGACCUGGAGAGAAAUGACGGCUCUUCCGACAAACCAUUUUUCAUGUCUCCUGAGCUGCACCAGAUUUUGUCUAUCGAAAAAAGCAUCGAAGAAACAGACCAUGCGGAGGUGCCCGUCAUACAGGUGCAAGCCGAAGAUGAAAUCCCUCUGCAGGAGAACGGAGAGGUGCAGCUCAAGGAACAGACCGUUUUGAAGCAGGAUCAAGAAGAAGAGACACCACUCAAUCAAGAGACGCACAUUGAAGAAGCUCCUCAAGAAACACAAGCUCCAGAAGCUCCCGCAGCCGCUGAGGAGAAACCUGAAGAGCAGGUGACAGCGCAAGAGCAUGAACCAACACAAGCAACGCCACAGCAAAAUGGACCACAAGAGGUUGACGCAGAAGAUAAAGAGGAGCCGGGUGCUCAAGCAGAACCACCACAGGUCGAGAACCUGCAAGAACCAGAACCAGAGGAACCCAAGCCUCAAGAAAACGGACCUCAGGAGAGCGAUACUCUGCUCACCCCUCAGGAGUAGCUGCGUAAGAAUGCUCAUUCAACGUUUCAGAGAUGCCUACUGAUUUGGGAAAUGGUGCACUUUGGUGGCUUUGGUAAGCCAUUAGUAUAUACUGAAAAGAACCUCCUUCAUUUGAGUCAUAAUGUUUACUCAAUCAUCUUUGAGAACUGUAAUAAUCACUUGUCAUAAUGAACGGCCUGACACUAAGUAAGAGAGAAGCAGGCUUGUACUGAAAGGUCUUGUGAAGUGCUUUGAAAUGCGUAUUUUUGUUCAGCGUUUGACGUAAUUUCAACUGAAAUAUGAAGACGGCAGGUAGCUCCUCCCCUAUUUAAAAGCAGCCAAUAGCGUUUUGUUUUUAUUACAGAUAGGCCAGUGAGAGGGGUUGAGCACAUCAAAUUAAAAGCAAAUGAGAAGCGUCUUGAAGGGGCGGGACAGAUGCUAGAGAGCAUUUGAUUGGUCAAAAUUUGAUGAAAAACUGACAACCCAGGCUUAUUGUGAAAAUGUAUCCCUGUAUACAUUUCUGGAGAUCGCGAAAUACGUCACAGGAGAAAUGUUUUUUGCAGAUUUGUUUGCUCAAAUCCACCAGAGGCCACUGUGUAUGCUUUUUUAGACCUCAAAUGUCCUUUGUGAGUGCCAUUCGCGCCUACUGUUCUCACGUAGAUCCACCAGAGGUCGCUGUUGACUGACUGACCGAAUGACUUACCCGACUCACGACUCACAAUUGACCCACCCACCCCCUUCCCUAAACCUAACCGAUAAUGUUUUCAAAAGCCCCAGUUCACCCGCCCACCCCCUUCC